UUCCGCUUCCUCGGUCCGAGUUCCCUUGUGGCGUGUUUUUUGUGUCACGAGAGCGCAGCGCCAAACAGCCACGUUUUGCUAACGCUCCGCGUGCGUUCGUCCUACUACAGAAUCAGAGAGACGUUGAAGUCGGACGUCUAUGACAUGUCGAACGGUUACGAAGAUCACAUGGCCGAUGAGGCUAAAGAUGCCCAAACCAACCUCAUCAUCAACUACUUGCCUCAGAAUAUGAGCCAAGAUGAGCUGCGGAGUCUCUUCAGCAGCAUUGGGGAGGUGGAGUCUGCUAAACUUAUUCGGGACAAAGUAGCAGGCCACAGUUUAGGGUACGGAUUUGUUAACUAUCUUAACCCUAGUGAUGCAGAAAGAGCAAUCAGUACUCUCAAUGGACUGAGACUACAGUCUAAAACUAUCAAGGUGUCAUAUGCCAGGCCAAGCUCUGACACCAUAAAGGAUGCCAACCUUUACAUCAGCGGGCUGCCUAAAACGAUGACGCAGAAGGACAUUGAAGAAAUGUUUGGUCGUUACGGCAGAAUAAUCAACUCCCGUGUCCUUGUCGACCAAGGGUCAGGACUCUCCCGUGGUGUGGCUUUCAUUCGAUUUGACAAGAGAGCAGAGGCAGAGGAUGCAAUUAAGGACUUGAACGGGCAGAAGCCACCAGGCGCUGUAGAGGCAAUCACUGUAAAGUUUGCUGCCACUCCCAACCAAGCGAAAAACUCGCAAAUUAUUCCACCGAUUUACCACACACAGCCUCGCCGCUUUGGGGGGCCCGUCCACCACCAGGCCCAGAGAUUCAGGUUCUCUCCAAUGAGUGUGGACCACAUGAGUGGCAUGUCUGGUGUUAACAUGCCUGGGAACUCCUCAUCAGGCUGGUGUAUUUUUGUCUACAACCUGGGCCAGGAUGCAGAUGAAGGCAUCCUGUGGCAGAUGUUUGGGCCCUUCGGCGCCGUCACAAAUGUCAAAGUGAUCCGCGACUUCAACACCAACAAGUGCAAAGGAUUUGGGUUUGUUACCAUGACAAACUAUGAAGAGGCAGCCAUGGCUAUCGCCAGCCUCAACGGCUACCGCCUCGGGGACAAGAUUUUACAAGUGUCGUUCAAAACGAGCAAGUCGCACAAGUAGAAAGCAGGGUUGCUAGGAAAAUGAAGGAGAGGGGUGUUGUCUGUGCAGUUUUGAAAAAGAAAACGUAUUUUUAGUGUAAUCAAGUCUUCGCAAAUGUUCAUGUUUAGACAUCUCGUUUUUGUUUCUUUUAAGAUUCAAGCUGUUGGAUGCUUCAAAUGCAAGUGUUUUAGGCGUUCUGGUUUAUCCCAAUAUUUGACCAAUUUCGCAUUUGAUAAAAAUUUUUGUCUCUGAUGUUAGCCUGAUAUUGUCGCUAUGUGCCAUAUGUGGUCGGACAACUCAUUCACCUGAUGCUGGAUUUAAAACUCAGAUUUUUUUUGUCUUUUUGUCAGUAUCUUCAUCCUACAUAGUUCUUCAGUAUUUACGAUGCCUUAAUUUGAUGUCAUUUUUCUCUUUGCCCUCAAUAAUGUAGCACUUUUUGCUUUUGCAGGAAGCUCAUGAUCCAUCUCUCAACAGUUAAUUUGUUUAUUGAAAUCUGAGUUUUAAAUGCAGCAUGCUGAGGUAAUGAUAAAGAAAGCAGAGUGUCUAUAAAUAGCCUGUGUUCAGUGAGGGGAAAAUCUUUAACUGACUUGUUAACUUUUUGUAAGGGACCCUCUGAAUAGACUGAGAAAUAAGAAGGACCAAAGACAUAUAUGGAAGGUUUAGUUUCCCCCAGCCAGAGGUGCAGGUCGCACACCCCUAAGCAUAUUCCAAAAAGAUUUGGACAACUGAAUACUAGGUACUGAGAAUUUAUGUAAAAAAUGUAAUCACAUUUGAGCAUCCGCAUCCUGUGUUUAUGGUUUGCGUUUUCUUUUUUUUGUUUCUCUAGGCUUAAACAUACUUUAAGUUUAGUUUGGUUAUUUGAAAAUAGAUAUCCAGUACUAAUGCAUAUGCUUUUUAAGACUGCCUUGUGAUAUUUGUGUUUUGUUCUUUUCUUUUUUGCUUUUGUGUUUCCUUUGAAAUCUUUUUUGUUUCACAUGGCAUUUACAAUCAUUAAAUUUUAUUUUGUUUUGCUCCA
This is a messenger RNA of Labeo rohita (rohu), 2113 nucleotides long. It is a transcript of the gene elavl1a, whose product is annotated as ELAV like RNA binding protein 1a. Gene Ontology annotation, cellular component: ribonucleoprotein complex. Gene Ontology annotation, molecular function: RNA binding. Lineage: Eukaryota; Metazoa; Chordata; Actinopteri; Cypriniformes; Cyprinidae. The record is from RefSeq and is a predicted model, not a curated record.